AUGACCGACCAAGGCCUCUUCUCCAACGACCUCAUCUCUCCUGAGGUUGCGGCCUCCCUCCCCGAAGGCUAUUCCGUCCGCGCCCUCCGUCGCUCCGACUACGAUGUGGGAUUCCUCGACUGCUUACGCGUGCUGACGACGGUGGGCGAUGUGUCGCGCGAGGCCUUCGACGAGCGGUAUGAGUGGAUGGCGGGUCAGGAUGGGUACUAUAUUCUUGUGGUAGAGGAUACAGCGAGGAAGACCGUUGUUGGUACGGGGGCUUUGAUUGUUGAGAAGAAGUUCAUCCACAGCUUGGGCCAGGUCGGCCACAUCGAAGACAUCGCCGUCGCCAAGGACCAGCAAGGCAAGAAGCUCGGCCUACGAAUCAUCCAGGCCCUCGACUACGUCGCCGAGAAGGUGGGCUGCUAUAAGAGCAUUCUUGACUGCAGCGAGGCGAACGAGGGCUUUUAUAUCAAGUGCGGUUUUAAGAGGGCCGGCCUGCAGAUGGCGCAUUACUACGAGGGAUCCAAGAGUAAAUCUUCGUGA
Molecule: messenger RNA, 525 nt
Organism: Scedosporium apiospermum
Lineage: Eukaryota; Fungi; Ascomycota; Sordariomycetes; Microascales; Microascaceae
Product: Acetyltransferase
Exons: 2
Coding region: 1-525 (174 amino acids)
Biological process (GO): UDP-N-acetylglucosamine biosynthetic process
Cellular component (GO): endoplasmic reticulum; endoplasmic reticulum-Golgi intermediate compartment; Golgi apparatus
Molecular function (GO): monosaccharide binding; glucosamine 6-phosphate N-acetyltransferase activity
Source: RefSeq, a predicted model, not a curated record